GAAACUGGGCCCACUCUACUCGGCGGUGGGACCCACUAUUGGGAGCCACGGUAACCAUAUGACCCUCGGCGCAGAGGAUCUAGAGGUGGCGCAAAAAUUUAGAGCCCACCCUCUUGCCUUUGGUUUCAGAAAAUACAGAGGGGAAGCAGAAGGGAGCAAAAACCCUAGCAAGUAGAGGAUGAUCUCAAACAUCAAGUUUCUCAACACAGUAUCGAAUGUGCCUGGCAUUGUGUUGGGGCUAUUUGGGCUGAUAAAUGCAUUGAGACAAGGGUUUGAGAAGCGGUUUAGUGUGCUUCAUAUUUCCAAUAUCAUACUUGCCAUUGGAAGCAUCUUGCACCAUUCAUCCCUGCAACGCCUGCAACAGCAAAGUGAUGAAACGCCAAUGGUAUGGGAAAUGCUCCUAUACAUCUACAUUCUCCACUCACCGGACUGGCACUACCAGAGUACAAUGCCCACCUUCUUGUUCCUAUAUGGAGCGGCAUUUGCCAUUGUCCAUUCACAGGUUCACUUUGGAAUUGGCUUCAAGAUACAUUAUGUGAUUCUGUGUCUUCUCUGUAUUCCUCGGAUGUACAAGUACUACAUCCACACACAAGAUAUGUCUGCAAAGCGGCUUGCAAAAUUACAUUUAGGUACUUUAUUCAUAGGGAGUCUCUGUUGGCUUUCUCAUCGAUUGUCCCACAAGGAUAGCUCGCACUGGUAUUUCAGCCUCCAAGGUCAUGCUUUAUGGCAUGUCUUGAUGGGGUUUAAUUCAUAUUUUGCGAACGCAUUUCUGAUGUUCUGUCGUGCUCAGCAACGGGAGUGGAAUCCAAAAGUAGUUCACUUUCUGGGUCUUCCAUACGUGAAGAUUCAGAAACCAAAGAUACAGUGAGAAUUUUGUGCAAGGAGAUAGAAGUCUCCUUUAUUGAUUCUGAGAUGAGUGUAUGGUUUUGAACAGGUGAGCACAGGGAAUAUGUAACAGUCCAAUUUUUGUUUUUUUGUUUUUUUGGUUUUUUUUUAUGCCAUAAUAUAAAAUUUCCCAUCUUUUCCAAAUUUGGAUAUAAAUGAUGAUUCAAUA
This is a messenger RNA of Vitis vinifera (wine grape), 1054 nucleotides long. RefSeq names its product alkaline ceramidase. The coding region runs from base 179 to 868 and encodes 229 amino acids. Gene Ontology annotation, cellular component: membrane. Lineage: Eukaryota; Viridiplantae; Streptophyta; Magnoliopsida; Vitales; Vitaceae. The transcript has 3 exons. The record is from RefSeq and is a predicted model, not a curated record. Gene Ontology annotation, biological process: autophagy; defense response to other organism; ceramide metabolic process. Gene Ontology annotation, molecular function: hydrolase activity, acting on carbon-nitrogen (but not peptide) bonds, in linear amides.